CAGAAACUAACGGAGAGUGACUAAAGUUGAAAUAUUUAACUAAUUAUAGUGAUCGUGAAUGAAUUUAAAUAUUUUUAGUGACUAAACGUGAAUAUUUUUAGUAAAUCCAGUGAUCAAACUUGCAAUUAACCCAAAUAAUUCAUGCCGCUUUCUUCUUGGCCGAGCGAUUCAGCUCCCAAAAAUUGCGAUUCAGCUCCCGCUACCGAUAUCUUCCCCUCAUCGCGUCGCCGGCCGCUGUUCGUUUAUCCUGGUCGUGGGCCUGCAGCAAACACCCCAGUUGCUGAGAAAAUGGUCAGAGGGCUUUUGUACUUUCUCACAAGGAAUCAAAAUCGAGAGACAGCCGGAGGAGCAAACCCCUAACUCUAAGUUCCAAUCGGUCUCUCUCCGACGAGUUGGUCCCCGGAGGAAGGAGGCUUUGAAUCGUCGAUCUGGUAAGUUCUACAUUUCCUUCACUCGUCGGUUUUGGCUUAUUCGAUUCACUUUAGAAGUUGAGUAGUUCUUGUAAAAAUUGAUAUCUUGAACUGUCGAAGCACGAUUGAAGUCCAGAUUUUUCUAUUCUACCACAUUUCCUCUUAAGUGUGUAUGUUCAUUAGUUCGUUAAUUUGAAUAACUAUUUCUGGGAUCGUCGCAGCACGAGUGAAGUCCAGAUUUUUCUUUUAAAUGAGUUCUGCAACUGAAGCUUGCAUUUUCGUAGAGUAUUUCAUAUGCGUCUGCAGUAAAGGUUGAUCGUGCGAAAUUCAGUUUUUGUUUUUUCUCUCUGCAUUACUGGUUUAUUGGAUUACGGUAUAUCUGUUAAACGGAUGCUUAAUACCUUGGCUGAUUCAUUCCUUUUGGAAUGUUUGGGCGUAAUGAUGGGAUACAUUGUCUGUGAAGUAGUCCGUAAGUAUUUUAGUUACGAGAGAUAGGUUUCGAUGUAGUUAACUUUCAGUUAGUUACUUGAUUUGCUCUAUUUUCUAUUUUCUAUUUGUUGAUAGAGUUGGAGUAGUGGUGGGUUUAGCUAUGUCUGUAAUGAGAAGGGAUUUGUAAUCCCUUAUCUUUAUUGAGUUAUUCCAUAGGUUUAGCGACGAUAUUGUUCGGCCACGUUCAAUUUCCUAGACAUGGGGGGUAGGGUUUGGUAAAGAAAGGUAAGAAACAAAUUAAACAGAAGUGUGGUUUUGUUCUCACGCUGACAGGACCCUUGUGGUGGUAUUGUAGAAAGAACGUAAAAUAGUUGGUUUAGCCGAAACUCUGAUUGAGAUUUAUCAUGCUGCCAGCCCAUUAUUAUUAUCAUCUACCCACAGGGCAGAGUUUAGUUUUUAUAUGUUGCCUUGGCUGACCUGCUUCAUUAAUCCUGUUUUUACUGGUCUUAAAAUUGGGUCAACUGAUGUUUCAGUGUAACUUUGAUGUUCCAGCUGGUUUGAUUUUUUGAGGCAUGCUGAAGUCUCUCUCCAAAGUUGUUGGUUCUCUUCUGUAUGCUGCUUUACCUUCACUUCAGUUAAUCAUGAGAAGAGGCUCAUCAGGAAACAUAAUGAUUAGGCGCUCCUACCCUCACCAAUCUUUUGUCAUCAGAUGUGCAAUAGCCUCCAGGAUUCUCCUCUUGGUCCUGAUUCUCCUAUGGCGCAAUCUUGUAUCUUCUUAUGACACCUCUUCGCCUCUCAACCCUGAGUGUCUAUCCUCAAACUCUGAGUCUCGUCAAGAAUGGAAUGUUCUACUGCCCCGUCUCGGUUCUGCAGUCGAGGAUAGUGUUGUGUGGGAUGGCGUCUAUUUCGUUCGAAUUGCACAAUGUGGCUAUGAGUAUGAGCAGUCCUACGCCUUCUUGCCUCUCCUUCCUGUUCUAAUGUCCAUUUUGUCCCGUACAAUUUUUGCACCCUUGGUUCCACUUAUUGGUUUUAGGGCUGUUCUGUCACUUGCUGGAUAUGCUGUGAACAAUGUUGCUUUUGUUUUUGCAGCUGUUUAUCUGUACCGGCUUUCGGUUCUGAUUUUGGACAACACUCAAGUGGCACUAACAGCUUCAGUUCUAUUUUGUUUCAACCCGGCAUCUAUUUUUUAUUCAUCAAUAUACACUGAGAGCUUGUACUCCCUGUCAUCACUCGGGGGGUUGUACCAUUUGAUAUCUGGUGCCACUAAUAUCUCUGUUCUUUGGUUUGCACUCUCUGCUUGUGCGAGAUCUAAUGGAGUGCUUAAUGCGGGUUAUUUCUGUAUUCAGACUAUGCAUCGAGUUUAUGAUGUUGUGUUCCUGCAAAAACGUACUUGUUCUGCAGUGCAAGUUAUUGUACUUGGAGUGCUACGCUGUUUCUGCACAUUUGCACCCUUUAUCGCCUUUCAAACAUAUGGCUAUUUCAAUCUGUGUCUUGGACUUCCCCUGGAUGAAGUGAGGCCGUGGUGCAAAGCCAAAAUACCAUUGUUGUACAAUUAUAUUCAAGGUCGAUAUUGGGGAGUAGGGUUCUUGACAUACUUUCAAUUCAAGCAACUGCCGAAUUUUCUCCUUGCUUCCCCUAUUUUAUCUCUAUCACUUUGCUCUAUUAUCCAUUAUAUGAGGUCGCAACCUCGGAUGUUUUUCUCGUUGGGUUUCCUGUCGCCUGAUGGACAGACAAGGGCUAGACAUGCCAGUGAUUCCUCAACAAUAAGCUCCUACAAAACCCAAGAUAAGGUAGGUGCUAGCCACAGGAAGAAGCAUAUGACUGAAGAAGACAAUGACCACAGUGCCUCUGUAGAAAUCAACGAAGCCCUAGAUAAGGGAAGGCGCAUAUCAGCCUUCGUUGUUCCAUGUACUCUGCACAUGGCAUUCAUGGCAGCCACUGCGUUUUUUGUCAUGCAUGUCCAGGUCGCUACGCGUUUCUUGUCAUCGAGCCCUCCGCUGUACUGGUUUGCAUCGUCAAAGAUGCUGGCAGGAAAGAAGUGGGGGAAGUUGGUACAGGGAUAUUGCAUUGCCUACAUCCUCCUUGGUAGCUUGCUGUUCUCAAACUUCUACCCUUUCACCUGAAGAAAAAUUGCAGAGCAGAACAAGAAAGCCCGAACAGCAGACGGAUCUUGUAGAGCUCGAGAUGUACAAUUGACAUGUUUUUAUCGUUUCUUUGCUGUUGAGCUUCCAAAGUAGGGAAGUCUUUUUUUUGUUAUAAGUUAGGGUAAAUGCCAAGUUUGGUCAAUGGAUUUUCUAAAAUGUGUGAUGUUUAGUCAUUGGAAAAAGUUAAUAUCAAUUUUGGUCACUCGAAUUCUUAAAACGGUUCAACUUUAGUCACCCUCCGUUAACUUUAACUGACGUGGCAGUCAACCCUAAUAGUUGAUCGUUAAAUGUUUGAGCACGAGCAAAGCACGCAACAGAGAGGAAACAGAAAGGAAACAAGGGAGGGCUCUGCUGCUGAAAUGGCGUUCUUGAUCUUCAGUCGAGUAUAGUUUAUGCAGCAACAUCCAGCUGGUAGUUAUAGGGGGAGCUUUCUCUCUCUCUCCUCGUGGCAGGGUAUACUUACAUAAUUACAUAAUCUAAAUCUCUCUCUAGUUGAUCUUGACCUACAUAAUUACAUAAUCUAAAUCUCUCUCUAGUUGAUCUUGACCGCAUUCUUCUUGGAGACACCAUUCGCCACGGCGAUCGCGUCGUCGGUCACUGCACCGGAGAAAAUAUAUCCUUCAACAACAGUGGUGGACAGAAAAGCGGAGGAAUUUUUUUGUUUUAUUUAUUAUUUUAAUGAUAUGGAAAUAUUAAAAGAAUUAAAUUUAU
Linum trigynum is the source of this 3694-nucleotide messenger RNA. The record is from the annotation of a GenBank genome assembly. Lineage: Eukaryota; Viridiplantae; Streptophyta; Magnoliopsida; Malpighiales; Linaceae.